Messenger RNA from Lathyrus sativus (Indian pea), 129 nucleotides. NCBI's taxonomy places the organism in Eukaryota, Viridiplantae, Streptophyta, Magnoliopsida, Fabales, Fabaceae. The record is from the annotation of a GenBank genome assembly.
AUGGCUGCUCCGACUUCGGAAGGCGGUUGUAAUAAGCUUCAAAACAUGUUGCAGGCUGCAGUGCAAUCGGUUCAAUGGACUUAUAGCCUCUUCUGGCAAAUUUGCCCACAACAAUUGAUACUGGUUUGA